Messenger RNA from Bicyclus anynana (squinting bush brown), 10652 nucleotides. It is a transcript of the gene Lnpk, whose product is annotated as endoplasmic reticulum junction formation protein lunapark-B. Gene Ontology annotation, biological process: endoplasmic reticulum tubular network organization. NCBI's taxonomy places the organism in Eukaryota, Metazoa, Arthropoda, Insecta, Lepidoptera, Nymphalidae. Gene Ontology annotation, cellular component: endoplasmic reticulum tubular network. The transcript is spliced from 9 exons. The record is from RefSeq and is a predicted model, not a curated record. Bases 312 to 1349 code for a protein of 345 amino acids.
AAAUUGUUUUUCGUUUUUCCGCUCCCGUCGAAUUUAUAGUGAUACGAGACGUUUCGAAUUGAAUUUUCUCUUGAUGCCAUCGGCAAUCAAAUAUUUUUUACGGAUAUGUGAUCUGAUUUAGAACUAUUUAGUGAAUAUCUUUAAAUUUUGCUAGCAUAAUCGACAAAUGCUUCCAUAGUCACCGUCGGCGUUAUAGGUUAAAAUAAUUUCUAAUGUAACGUAUGGAAAGAGUCAUUGAAAAUAAGACUGUUUUUAAGUGAUUGUAGUGUAGUUUUAUUUCAUACAGAAGUAAUAGUCGCCUGGAAAGAGAAAUGGGUCUGAUCAUAUCUAGAUUUCGACGCAAGAAAACAACGACGGACAUACUCGAAAAUCUCGAAACACAGAUAAAAACCAUCGAGCAAGAUGGCCAGUACAAAGAGGAGACACACAAGCGCGUCAUCGGCUACGUCAUGGCGUAUUCAGUGGCUCUUUACCUGCUGUUCGCUGUGUUGUACUACUUCAUGUAUGCCGGCCGCAGUCAGUACUGGCUGCAUUCGGUACUGCACGCCUCGCCGCUGCUCAUCCUGCCGGUUCUAGUCGUCUUCCUUCGUUCUGGGAUAUCGUGGUACUACAACUGGACGUUGAACAAGAACAGAGCGAAAUUGAAGAAGAUGAGGGAAGAAAAGAAGAAGAUUCUAGAAGAUGUCAUGAACACCGAGACAUAUAAAGUCGCGAAAGAAAUCCUGGAUAAAUUCGGUGGCCCAGACGAGCAGUUGAAAGCGAUCAAACCAUUCCCGCCUCUAUCAGCACCCGGCACCCCCGUGCAGUCACCACAAGUGCGACAGAGGCUGGCUAUACAGAACACUUCCACUCCAAUAUCUAACAACAUGAUAGUGCCCGUCAACUUCCCCAUGGGCGUUGGCAAGGGACCCAGACUUACGUCGGAACAUCUUCCCCGGCCUUUGCCCGACAGAAAUCGGUCGGCCUUGGACAAAGUGGUCGACUACCUCUUGAAAGACGGCCCCAACCACCGCAUGGCGUUAAUUUGUGCCGCGUGCCAUUCGCAUAAUGGUAUGGCGAUGGCGGAAGAGUUCGAGUUCGUGUCAUACGUGUGCGCGUACUGCGGACACAUGAACGCGGCGCGCAAGCAGAAGCCGGCCGCGCCGCCGCUCGCGCCCGUCCGCGCGCUGCCCGCGCCGCGCCUGUCUCUGUCCGGUUGUGAUGAGUCGCCAUCGCCUAGUUCCGGCAGCGACAGCGAAUGCGACAAAGUCGAUGACACUAUUACUGAAAAUGGCGAAUGCAGCCCUAUUCGCCCCCCCUCACCGGUGGAGGAGGAAGCGAAGAGUGAGCAAGAGAAAAAAGAAGACUGACGAGAAAGUUGUUAUUUAUUGAGAUAAAAAUAAUGCUCUGAGAGUGGGUGGUGAAUUUAAACAAGGUGCUUGAUAACUAAUGAUAUUUAACCGCUUUAGCAUUAGACCAUCUGCUAGUUUAGUCAAUCGUCGUCAAAGAGUAUAUUUAUAUGUUUACAAUAUUUUUUUUAUGAAUUUGAACAUUUUGUAUGAUUAAUAUCUCAUAAAUAAAACAAUGAACAGCAUUUGUAUACACAAUUCAUAAAAUUGAGUGGUGCUCAUCCUCAAAUGUGCAUAAAAAAAUAUUCAAAAGCAUUUUGCUGAAUGAAAUUUUUCAUGAUACCCAAUUUUACUGCCAAAAUAUACAAACGAAAUACAUAAUAAUACAUUUAUCUUUAUAACAAUUUUAUUUACUUUUUAUAGACAUGAUCUCAACUUCAAAAAGCUGCAUAAUAUCUAUAUUAUGUGCUUUGGACGUCAUUUAUUUAAAAUGUUUACUUUGGUUGAUGAAAAUUUUAUUGAAUUUUGGUAAUUUUAAAGAAAUGUUUCUAAGAAUGUCAAACACAUACAUUCUUAGAAACAUUUCAUUAAAAUUACUGUUUGCAAAUAACUAACAUAAAUACUCAGGAAAUAGUAAUUAUUAUACUCAAAGUUUCCCAAGAAAUCAUAUCAUCAGAACAAUUUGACAGGUUUCUUAAAUUUUCUGACAACAAUUUUAAUAGUUAUCAAGCACUUCUUUAAAAUUUACCACGCGCUCUUGGUUCAUAAUUGUUAAAGGUAAUUAAUUAUUAAAUUAAUUAAAAGACAAGAUGCAUGUGGAUAAUGGAACAAAAAAAAGGAUAGCCUUACCGCGAAGCAAUAUUUUAAAAAUGUUUACUUAAAAUAUUAAAACCGAUUUUAACCGGGAUAAUAAUUUGAAUUCAAUUUGGAUGUAUUUAUUUUCUUAUAUAAAAGUUUUUAAAUGUAUAAACAAAAUUAUAGGAAUAUCAAGAUUUUACAAUACUUUUGCAUUGAUGUUUUGUAUAGUCGGAAGUGAUAUUUAUGACGUCUCCGAAAUAAAGUUGUACCUCCGCGCAGGUACAUAUUGCCCAGCGCGGGGUGAUGCCAUGCCGCCGCGCCCCUACGUUAUCGGUGAUACCUAAAAUCUUGUAUUGCGCGGCUUGACGCACGAUGUUCCAAAACGUCUUAUUAAUAGGCUAGUUGAGCUUUUUAAAUGAUCAUUAUCAUUCUACUAGAUUAAAUAAAUCAUAUUAUUAUGAAACGUGAAUACAAAAAAAAAUUAAAUUAAAUAAUAUAUUUUUGACAAUACAAGCCAAAAAGCACUCGGCCAUGAUGGUAUAUAUUUUAUCAUUUCAUGACGUCACGUGAACACUAAACUUUAACCAAACGGUUUAGUGUUUGUCAAAUUUAUAAGUUAAUAAUUAGUUUGACGUUUAUUCCUUAAGUACAUGGAAUAACAUUGUGACGUCACAAAGUUGACGACAUCGUUUUGACGUUUGGAAAAAUUUAUAAAAUACAUAAUUUUUAAAUUAAGUUUUCUAUGAAAUCCUUAACUUUUAUUAAUUAAUUCGGACUUCGGACCCUUAUUCCAUGUGCUAUACGAAAUUAAUAUUGUUUAUAUUUUUGAGGGUCAACUACCCUAUUGCAUUCGGCUAAGUAUAUCACUGUACGCGGAGUAAAAUACCAGUGGUGCCAUCUGUUAUUAACGAAAAGUACUAAUGACGAUUAGUGUAUAAUAUGAAAAAAAAAACGAAUAUUUACUACACUUGCAUAUUAAAUUUUAUUACAAUUUAUCGAUUGUAUAUAUAAUUAUUAUAAUAAUUAUAUAUACAAUCGAUAAAUUGUAAUAAUUUAAAUACACAAUCGCGUAGAAACUCGCGAUUUAUCGACUGAAGACCGUGCGCAAUUUGUUGGCCGCGUGUUAAGUACGUAGACAAAGAAGUAAAUAGACAGAUAUAAAACCUUGAUUGCGUUCCCUCAAAAGUCUAAAAUCGAGACAAGGCAAUUAGAUAUUUUGGUGCCAUGACGCGUGCCGUAUUUUUUAGGCACAACGAUGGUCCAUGCAAUAGUUAUCGUAUUGUGAGCACUAAAUAACAGCCUCAAAUUACGCUAAUUAAAAAAUUGCAAAUAACCAGUUACCCUAAAAUAUAUAGUGGUAAAAAUGAUUCAGUGCUAUAUUGCCGUGCCUUGCUUGAUAAAACACUGUAUCUACAAAACAUCAAUUGUUUCAUUAUUUGCGAGAAACAGUAUGUACCUAGCUAUGCAUGUUUUAAUAAUAUUUAAAUGUCAGUAACCACGUGUGAGGAACUCAUUUAUGUGUGUUACCACAAAACACUAUCUGAAGAUACACGGUAAUGUCUUGGCACGACAGUGUAGUAUGAUGGGAUGUCAAAAUCGUAUAUCUUUUGAUUUACAAAGGUACGCCAAUCUGUUGUCUAUGGAUUUCUCUGUCUACGGUUAAGUUUGUGACACUGAGAGCGUUUAAUAAAAUCUCAUAAUCCUAUCCACAAAAUGAUGCAACUAAUCCAUUGACGAUCAACCCAAAAAUAACCGCAGAAUUGACUUAAUAAUUUUAUGCUGAAAACAUUCUAAAUAGUGUUCAUAAGUAAAAAAAAAGGCGGACGUGUUGGUUAUAUUUAAAUAUUUUUGUUAUAAUUAAAAAUAAAACAUUUUAUUACAAAUUUUAAUUGGGUGUUAAAAUUUGAUUAAUGCUGUUUUAUGCGAGUUUCUACUUUACACUGUAAAGUGGCUCUGUGUUAUAUUUUUUUUAAUUUUUGGCCACUUGGAUUUUUAUGAUACAUACAAAAAGCUUUGUUUGCUUAAUUCACACAAUUUACUUGAUCUGUUUUAAAGAUGUUGUCAGAGGUUAUAUAUUCAGGUAAAACUGAAUGUCUUACAUAAUGAUAGUCCAUUCAAAAGACAUUAUUUUCAUUUACCUACCAGAUGGGUAUUUCCUAUCUUUAUCGAUGACGCCCCAUAUGUAUACAAAGCGAUACCAGUUCUUUGAAUACAGAUAAUUUCGAUAUAUUUUACAAUACCGCAGUUUAGCAAAGUAUACAGUUCAGAAAAAGUCAUUGUUUGGCAUUUAAUCGUAUGAUUUUAUAACUAUGGUUCAACUUAUUUUCCGCUUGUUUAGAAUUCAUCGACUAAUCCAUGCGGCAACGCCAGUCAAUUCCAGCAAAAUAGUUCCCAGUGUCCUUGCAUUUGAAUAUUAUUGUAUUCGAUAAUCAAUAUUUGUUGUAUCUCUAGACUCUAGAGGUUGAUAUGGUAUCUUUGUGAAAGUGGUCGUUCUUUUCACAGCCAUAUUUAACAAAGGAAGAGCUAUGGAAAAUAAAUAGUUAUUGCGCUUACCUAGUUUUAAUUGCUCAAAACAACCACAAAGUUCAAAAUACAAUCUAAACAGCAUUUUGUGGUUUUUUAUAUGCUCAUCUGUAGUUUUGUUAGUCUGUGAUUUAUUAUUAUAUAAAAUCCCAUAAAAUUUAUUAUCAAUAAAUAUUUCCUAAUGAGUCUUAAUUAUGACCCCAAGGUUUAGGAAAGCGGUACGGAAAAUCCACGUUUCUGUUAUUGAAUAUCAUUUCUCAGUGUUUUCUAAUGAGUAUUAAUAAGGUCUAAGAUCAUUGUGCAAUUAAACAAUAAUUAUAAACGAAACACGUAAAUGUGCAAAGCAAUAAAAUAAGACGCAUAUUUUUCGCUAUUACCUAACAACUUACGUACUUGAGUUUAUAAUCUAUACUCUAUACUAAUAUUAUAAAGAGGUAAAGUUUGUAAAUUUGUAAGUUUGUCACAUUUUUUAAAUGGGGUAAUCUUCGGAACUACUGGUCCGAUUUUAAAAAUUCUUUCACCAGUAGAAUGCUACAUUAUCGGGGAGUGCUAUAGGCUAUAUUUUAUAUUGGUAUCAUAUAUAUUAGCCGAGUUAUGACAGUUUUGGUCAUACAGGUCGGACUGAAAAUCCUCUUAAACAGACUUAUUCGCAUGCGCUGCCUUAACUAUUGUGUAAAAUUGAAAUUAAUGUAUGGAGGCUUUAUGUAUCUUUAAAAGUUCUACAAAAAAGUCCGCGACACCAUACAUCUAUCUUCUAUAUAUUAGCAGAUAUAGUACCUUUUGUGUUUUAAAAAUUAUUUAUUUUAUAUACUUAGGUUUACGUCAUUAUUUAUACAACUAAACUUUAAUCCUUAUUAAAAUAAAUUAUUUAAUAAUCACAAGGAUAUUAUGGAGAUAAGAUUUGCCCUUUACAGUAUGUUAAUUACUUAAAUAGUUUUGGAGAUAAUACAAAAUUUCUAAAAGUGGUAGGGUAGGGGUAGGAUAGGCGUGAGAUAGGGGUACGGGUGGGAUAGGGGUAGGAAAGGGGUAGGGUACGGGGAGGGUAGGGGUAGGAUGGGGGUAGGGGUAGGAUGAGGGUAGGGUGUAGGUAAGGUAGGGGUAGGGUAGGAGUCGGUUUGGGGUAGGGUAGGGGUAGAGUGGGGGUAGGGGUAUGGUAGGGUAGGGUAGGGGUAGGGUAGGGUAGGGGUAGGGUAGGGGUAGGGUAGAUGUAGGGGUUGGGUAGGGUAGGGGUAGGGUAGGGUAGGGGUAGUAGUAAAGUUGACAUCGAAAUUUACGCGGACGAAGUCGCGGGCGUCCGCUAGUAUAUUUAUAUAUAUAUAGUUUGAUGACUUACGUCAUGGGCCGGUUUUUUUAACUUCCGCAUGCCUUUACAGGGGAGUUAGGGGUGGGGAGGGGGGGGGGGGUGGUUAAUUUAUACUUCCGUUUAAAAAUUGACAAAAUUAAAUUACAAUUUGAUUUUCAAAAAUUCAACAGUGUAAAACGGAGUAGAAACUCUGUUAGACAAAGUCUGAACGAUAAACUUAAAAACUUAUUUAACGAAUGCGGUUUAUUUCUAUCGUGAUAAAGUCCUAUCUACGUCAUUACCAAAAAAAUAAAACCUGCUAUACACCCUCGAACACGGUCAACCAGUUGCGCGGGUCCUUAAACUUUUCAAAAUAUUUUGCAAUUUUUUUUAAUUAUAGUUUUAUAAAGUUCGCGGCUGUUAUAAAUGUAUAAUACAUUUCCGCAAGUAUCCUAAAUUUAGCAAAGGCUGCCACUAUAGUAACUAUUGAGUUAAUUUCCAAUUUUUUUUUUCUUAAAUUCAAAGUUAAUUAAUUUCAAGUAAGCUUAGUUUACAAGCAUUUUUGAAACGUCAGUUGACUAUUUGUCAGAGCAAGUACAUGUACCUACAGUACGGUUUCAUGAAUGCUACCUCGACUAUAAAUAUUCUAUAGAUAAUUAUUACAAAAUAUUUUGAGAAAAUGUCUGGUUAUUUUUGAAUAGACUAUACUGACUAUAUGUUUGAGGCAUACCUAUAGGCCGUCUGCAGUUAAGAAAUUACCUCAAUAUCUCGACAUUUCAACGUCAAACGUAACAAAGUUUCUGUAAUGUUGCGAUAAUACCACUUUGAAGUCGAUUAGAAGAGACUACAUCUAACUUUUGGAAUGACACGUUCGCGGCUGGCACUGGCACCCGACUUGGAAGCGGCGUGUGUUACUGUCAAACUAUUAUUGACAUUGCAUACAUUAAAAUAAAGUCGAAAAUCAUUUAACACGACAACUGAACUAUGUGAUGCGAUAAAAGCAUGCAUGUUAAUUAAUUUGCGUCUUUAUUUCAAAGGUAAUAAAGUCGAUGUUAUAAUUAUUAAUGUGAGGCCUUCUCUGCGUCACUAACACCUGGAAAUGUGUUACAACGCAUAGUUCAACUUACAGGCCGUUUACUAUACCUACUCGUACCAUGUUACUUAACAUUUUUUGUUAGUCUAUGUGUUCAUAUACAAUAAACACUACAUUUAUUGUGUGCCGCAAUUAAAAAAAAAAUCAAAUUGGUGAAAAACAGCUAGGUUUAAUGUCUUCGAUCAAUCACUAUUUAAGUCUCCAAUUUACCCUGACAAUUAUCGAGUUGAGGAGUUACAAGGCGCGCAUAUACACAGCACCUCUCUGUCGUCAUACCCCGCACCCCUGUACAACGCGGGGGAGGACUCACUUCAACUAAUAUAUAUAUAUAUAUAUAUAUAUAAUAAUAUGGGAAUAUUGGUCAUAUUAUAUAAUGAUUUAUUUAUUUUGCUAUCAUCCGCGAAAAUUCGGCGAACCCAUGCGACAACGUCACCCAGGUCCGACAAAAUACUCUCUACGUACGUUUCACCCCGAAACCGGAGCAUCCUCAGGAGAUGUUGACUCUACAACGUGCAAUUGCACGUUGUAGAGUCAACAUCUCUGGGUUCAUGGGUUCGCCGAAUUUUCGCGGAUGAUAGCAAAAUAAAUAAAUCAUUAUAUAAUCAUGAUGAACUUCCGCAAAGUAACGCCUGCUUCUAUCCAAUAUUGGUCAUAUUUCUAAGAUAUGACAAAUUUUCUUCAAAAAAAAAAUGUCGUUUUUUUUUUAAUAAUGAGCUUUACGGCUCUGGGUUCUAGCCCUUUUGAGCCCGUAGUAACUUUGUCAUCACGGUAGUUUAGUUUAUUUUGAAAUGUUAAUCACAAACUCACAAGUUCACGUUCAUUAAUUUUAGACUUUAUUCCGACGCUGGCAAUGUCUAUAAUCGUUUGACAGUAACAAACGCCUCCACGUCGCACCGCGUGGUUUUCGCCGGUUGUUAGUUUACAGUUGUUACUUGUUUUUGGUAUGGUACGUGUUUGGUUAUGGUUUAACAUGCCUAAUUUAAUCGUGCACUGACUAUUUAUGCAUAAUUUAUUUCAGAAUUUGCAAAAAUGCAGCAAGUUGUGGCAUUUUUGUUUCAUUUAUUAAGAGACAUUAAUUUUUGACAUUUAUGUUAAGUAAUUAUUUUUCCGGGCACCUCAAUAUAUUUACGCGUCGUGCCUCUAUAUUGUCUAUAAGUGUUUCGAAUCAUAGACACAUAAAAACAUAAAGCUCAGAAAGUGAGUCAAUUUGUUAUUUACUAUUCACAGAUGGCGCUUUUUUAUGGUUCACAAAAGAUUUUUGCUGUAUUUUUUUUUACAUUUUCUACAAAAUCACAACAUGUAAGUUUAUUUUGUAUUUAAGUACCUAUAUUAUUUUUGUUUUUUGUACAUUUGCUGCAUUUUUAAAAUUCUGACUGAUUAAACUGAUUUUAGUGUAAUAAACUAAUUUAUUCGAGUUGUAAUAAUAAGUUCUUUCGAAUCUUCCCUAGCUCUAGUUUUAGAUGAUAAAAAGUUAAUUUUACUUACAACCUUAUCAGGGCCCGCUACUUAAUUAUUUUGUUAAUGUAAUAUCACACGAAUAAGGAUGACGCUUGAUUUCUUAACAACAAAGAGUAACCUUUUCAUACAUUUAAACAUUUCAUGAUUAUAUUUUUGAAAUUAUAAUAUAAUAGUAUAUUCCAUGAAUGUUUAUGAAUGAAUGAAGUAUAAGCCAGUGACGUAUUAAUUAAAACCGUUUCUGAAAGAACCACGGGAAAGAACUGUCCUUAAAUCCUAAAAGUUCAUGAUUUAAUCUGCUUUAGUUAAUGCCAACACAUCACUGUGUUGGCAUCGACUUCAAAGUUAUCAGAAGGUAGCACAUACGAUGUUAUUUUUCGCUUUUUAGCUUAUUUUUAUGAUUUUGAAGUCUGUUUAAUUUUUUUGUUAAAAAGAUUUUAUUUUUCAAACAUUAAAAAAAACAUACUUACGCGUCGAACCUACUCCUUUUUUUGAAGUCGGUUAAAAUAGUAGUAACGCGGGUUGAAAACAUAUCGUUUCUUUUGUAGACUAAAUUUGUUAUCAUUGAAACUCAGUUUUAACAUCAGUCUCAUUGUUCAUUGUACGAAAAUGCCUGACUCUUGAAACAUGUAAAAAAGUUGAUCAAGCGUAUCCUUAAGGUCCCCGCAUACACAGUAUUCUCAAUAAAGGAUUAGGUCGCUUGUAGUCCCCUAAUGCUGGAGUAAGACUUACACUGUGUAUUACUUUAGAUAACCUAAUUCUAUUUUAUUGACAAUAUUAUCAAAUGUGUGGCUAGCCUAACGUUUAUUUAGCGUAUCCUUAAAUUGCACUUAUGAAAAAAAUCUUAACCAUUGUUUAUUUUCCUUCUCUAGCUUUAAUUUUUAAUUUGCAGUUUUUACAUUAUUCUUUUACACAUAAAACCUAUUAUAAAAAAAAUACUAUUUUAUAGUAUUUUUUGGUUCUGUUUAUCAGAUUUUAUAAAAUACAUAAUUAUUUUAUUUGGUUCCCAAUAUAUUUUAAUAGUUUUCAACAAUAUUUUUUUUAUCGAAAUUAAUAAAAAUUGGUUAUGUAUGUAUACAUUUUACUUGUAACUAUAUUUUGUUUGUUAUACAAAAGGUUCAAACUGAUCUUUUAAUGCAAAAUAUUAUAUCACAUACUCAAAAGCUUUUUCUAGUCAAAUUGUUUAUAAAACACUUUUUACGUGAAAAAUUUUGUGAAAUGCAAAAUGUUAUAGAAACCUAUAGUUUCUUAAUAUUUUGGCCCUACAUUUCUUUCCUCUUACAUUCCUUGUUUGAUAACGAAAUUACAAUUUAUUAUACAACAAUAAUUCCAAAUUCGUGCAACGAUGAAUAGUUUAGAAUUUUUAAUUUUUCAAAAAUUAGGUGACAUCUUUACAUUACAUUUUUUUUUGCUUGACAUUUUUUAUUUAUAUCGUGGAACUGGUUUAGAAAUAAUAAUAAUUUUAGUUACCUUCAGUACUCAGAAAAGUCCAAAAACAUUUUUUCUUAGAUUUUGUUGGACCUGUCUUGCGCCUUCAUUUAAUGUAAAUAAUUUCAUUACUUUUCAAGUUACUUUCUAUAGAACAUAGCCUGACCUGAAAUAUAUUAUUAAAACCCUUUUAAAUAAAAAGGCCUUGUCCGGCAGCGCCAUUGUCAUAUUUUCAUUGCAACCAUUUCAUGCGAAAAAAAAUUAGUUCCAUUUUUUUUUCGCAACAUGGCGAGGCUUUAUAGUAUUCUGGUUUGGCUAUUACAAAAUACGAGUAUAGCGUUCAGACAUUGUUAAAUCUCAAUGCUAUACUCAUUUCUAUGUAGUUUUAAUGUGUAAUUCGGAAUGUCUUGAAUUUUUUACAAUGUGUGUAUUUAAAAUAUGAUUAUUAAUUCCAGCCACUAAAAUGACAAGUGCAAAUGUCACUGAAAUGUCAUUUUACUAACUGGAAUUAAUAAUCAUAUUUUAGGAUGAGUGAUAAAUGUAAUUUUCUUGAAAGUAAUGAAAUUUUAAUUGGACGAAUGUGGCGGAAUCUGUCAUUGAGUAUAAAAAAAACUUGAUUUUUUUUCCCUAAGAAUCCUCAGCUGUAAGUAACGAGUCAAGUGGAAAGUGUUAUGGAAUUCGUUAUUUAUUGCUUGUGUCGUUGGUUAGCUGUUUUUUAAAGGAACUAAUAUAUAAGUACCUAGUU